This is a messenger RNA of Orbicella faveolata, 1491 nucleotides long. RefSeq lists its product as uncharacterized. The record is from RefSeq and is a predicted model, not a curated record. Gene Ontology annotation, molecular function: RNA polymerase II cis-regulatory region sequence-specific DNA binding; DNA-binding transcription factor activity, RNA polymerase II-specific. NCBI's taxonomy places the organism in Eukaryota, Metazoa, Cnidaria, Anthozoa, Scleractinia, Merulinidae. Gene Ontology annotation, biological process: regulation of transcription by RNA polymerase II. Gene Ontology annotation, cellular component: chromatin.
GUGAUGUGUUUUGAGAAAGAAGAUGGCUUCGGAUGGAACCGGCGACACGAUUAGCCCCGAAAAGACACUGAACUGCGACAUGGGGAACUUUCGUCCGGUUACAGAGGCACAGUUUGAAGGCGACGCUUUAGGCGAACAAGUCAGAGAGCCCGGCAAUUCAUACAGUUUCUCAGGAGAAACACACAGUGAGAAGGACAACAAUCAGUCGGCCGGCUCAUCUACUUCAGAAGAGGAUGACACAGAAUCUGAACUUCAGACUUCACAGGCACCAAAUACAAGUGCAUUAGAGACAUUAGUACGCACUGCCUGUGAAAGUCUGGCAGUAUCAACACUCCUUGCUGAAAAUUCUUCUUCAAGUAACCUGCUUGAUGCACCUGGUCAACAGACAUCAAAGGAUAUUCCAACCGCCCACAACCCAAGUUUGGGAAUGGAAGCCAGUAGCUCAAGUGGUGGCUCAAACCUUUAUACAGCAUCUACCAGUGCUCUUAACCAGACUUCUUCAGCCGAAGAUCCAGUGUUUAGUGUCAUUUUUGGGCAUAACAGGGAUCAAAACAGCAGCAGUGCUAUGGAUGAAAGACAUAAUAAUACUUCACCAUCAAAGGAGUUGCAAGAAUCCACCUUAGAUUUCACCCAAAGCAGCCUGUCAGAUAUUGGAGAUGGCGAGGGUUCCUCUGAAGACAUGGAUAGGAGGAGAUCAAGUGAACGUGAGAGGAAAAGGAAACCAAUGCGAUUUCAAUCCCCAUCUGAGGAUGAGCUCAAAACAAAGAAAAAGAGGAGAAGACGGCUAAAUCCUCUUCUCAGAAUACCUCGUCGUGAUCCUGGCACCCCAUUCAAGUGUGACUUGUGUGGUUCUCCAUAUGUAAUCAACCCUUCCAGACGGGGAAACCGCCCCAAACUGUCUUCCCAUCAUCCAAGUCCUCGACAUAAAGUUGAUCCAGCAACAGGGAAGACCCUCACUCUGUGCAAUGCUUGUGGUUUGUCAUUUGAUCGUCCAAAAAAACAAAGGAGAGAACGUUGUGAGCCAGAUCCAGAAGAAAAGAAAAAAUAUCAGGAGGAGGCAAACCAGUUUGCAAUGUCUUUAGUAGAAGGACUGGGAGACCCUGAUGGUAAUAAUAUUAAAUUAUCCUUACUGAUGCUGACAGCAUUAAUUAAUCAAAUAUAAUGUCAAGUUGGGCUACAUACAGUUACUUAAUUCAGGUUUUUUUUUUUCUGUUUACAAAGAUUAUAAAUUUUGCUAUAUGUAUGUCUAUUAAUAAUGUUGUCCUAUCCUUACUGACUGCCUUUAAUAUUCACUUUAUGGUACAUCAAGUGAUUUAAAGUAAUAUACACCAUAGUAAUAGUUAACACUUAAUAGAUGUUCUACUGAAUGUGUGGUGGUACUAGUACAUGUACAUGUGCUAUCUCAAUGUGUCAAAUAAAGUACUAUUUAACAAUUAGAUUUUGAGCUCAAGAUGUCUAUCACAUGAUAAGGGAUGAGGGCACCGCCCAAGU